GUGUUUCUUCAUGUCAGACUUCUGGUGAAACCUCUUGCCGCAGUACUGGCAGGGGUAAGGCCGCGUGUCGGAGUGGAUGAGGAGCUGCCAACUGUUCGGAAACCAAAGGGCAYGUGGGAAAUGUCUGCAGCAGCCAGGGAUCUCGACAAAGGGAUGGAGAGGGUGUUGUACACUUGGUCCCGCAGACUCCCUGACAUUAGGACAUCUGAAAGAGACUGAGGAGAAAGGAGCAAGAAGAAUGAGAUAAAUUCAUGUUGGAUAAAGGGUUCAGAGGAUUCACUUUGCACAGAAAUAGAGCGGACAAUCCCUGACCGGUGAUUUGAGGUCAGUGUGUGACGUGUGGUUGAGCAACAAGAAGACGAGCCUCUCCAGUUCUCUCUCUCGGUCGGAUUGUUGUCGGUCAGAUGACCACGGAGCGACAGUUUGAAAGGAGUUCAAGGCUGUGGUAAAGCAUUCAACAGACCAUAAGGUCCCACCACUGGACUGGAAUUCUCAGCAGCAUAUUCUCCGUCUCUAUGACAACACUUGAAAAGCCGGCGUGUCGGCCAGCUCAGGAGGAGUUUGUUUUUCACCACAGAACCGGAGCGCUCCGGCCUCAGCUCUCUGCAGAGUGGCAGAGGAGGAACAGCAGAAAAGUUGUGGAGCACGUUUUCAGCCAGGUAUCUCACAGACAUCCUUCAGACUGGACCAUGUUCUCCCUGUCGGAACUGGCGCCGGUGGAUCCGCAUCAGAACACGUGGAAGCUGCUGAAGCCCUGGUGGGAAGUCUUCAUGGACUACCUGGUGGUCCUGAUGCUGAUGACGUCCGUCCUGGCUUGUACUGUGCAGCUGUCCAGGGACAGGGUGGUGUGCAUUCCUUCUGAACCGCCUUUCAACACAAGUGGCGGUGUUCACCAUCCACCAGUUGGCAGCAGCGCAGUCCUCGCGUCUUCUGAAGCCCCUCUGSAUGUUCCUCACAGCAUCGGCCCAAAUCUUCAGUCACCUGCACAGGGACGCCGCACACAUCUGGUCUACCAGCAGUAUGUUUAUGUUAGCCAGGUUUACUUGGCUCAGACGAUGUUUAAGCUGCUGAUGGUAACGCUGAUCAUGAGCUACACCGUCCCGUUCCUCGGCUCCCUCUCCUUCAGCCACAUCUGUCAGCCUGCAGAGCGAGCGCUACUGGGCUACGAAACCUUCGAAUGCGUCCACUCGCUCUCGUCCCUCCUGCGCAAGCUGCUUGUGACCUACCUAAUCCUUCUAGGCAUUUAUGCGCUUCUUAAUUUUUACACCCUCAGCUGGAUUUUUCGCAGCUGUCUUCGAAAAUAUUCCUUCCACUCGCCGAAAGACAUUCCCGAUCUGAUCAAUGACCUGGCCUUCCUCAUCCACAUGCUGGAGCAGUACGACCCGCUGCUGGUGCAGCGCCUCUCCGUGUUUCUGUCGCCGGUCAGCGAGAGCAGACUGCUGGAGCAGAGCCUGGAGAGGCACUGGGGAGAGGAGAAGCUCCAGGCUCUGACCAGCGUGGACGCAGAGGGCUGCAGCUCCCUGCAGCUCGUCGCCCUGCCUCGCCUCCCUCCGGCUCUGUUCACCCUCAGCCAGCUUCACGCCCUCAAACUGGAGCUCAUCGCUGAYGCCAGGUUUACUUCGCAGGUGGCAAACAUGACUUCACUCAGGGAGCUCCACCUUUACYACUGCCCCGCGGCUGUGGAUCCCGGUGCGCUCGCGGUCCUCCAGGAGCGCCUUGAGGUUCUCCACAUCACCUUCGCUCAGGCGUCACAGAUCCCCAGUUGGGUCCUCUCCCUCCACAACCUGCACGAGCUCCACCUUUCCGGUCGCUUGGGCAGCGAGGGCGGUGUUGGUCACGGCUGGGCUCUGGGGAGCCUGCGGCAGCUCCGCCACCUCCGCGUUCUGGUGAUCCACGGGAUGCUGCAGAGGGUUCCGUCAGAGCUGUGCGAGGUGGCGGGAAGCUUGGUGAAGCUGGAGAUACACAAUGAAGGCGCGAGGCUGCUUGUGCUGACGGGACUCAAGCGAAUGGCGGACCUGAUAGAACUCCGGCUGCAGGACUGCCAGCUGGACCGCCURCCCUCGGCCCUGCUCGCGCUGACUCACCUCCGGACGCUCGACUUGCAGCACAACAACUUGAGAACCCUGGAGGAACUGCUCGGUCUGGUCCACCUGCAGCGUCUCUCUUGCCUCAAACUCGCCUACAAUCGUGUGUUGGCGCUGCCGCCCACCGUCGGAGUCCUUCGAGGCUUGGAGCUUUUGGAUCUGUCCAACAACCAGUUGAAGAGUUUGCCCCCGGCGCUCUUCACGCUCCACCGGCUUCGUCGGCUGCUGCUGGCUGGCAACCUGUUACCUGAGCUGCCCUCUCAGGUCAAGGCGUUGGCGCUGCUGACAGAACUAGACCUGAGUGGAAACAGGUUAGAGAGCYUAACCUCUGACCUCUUCAGCUGUUUGGAGCUCCGCGUCCUAAACGUGUCUCGCAACUCGAUCGGUUCACUGCCCGGGGGAAUUUCAGCGUUGAGUCACCUGUCCARGUUGGAUUUGCGCAGCAAUAGUCUGGAAGAGCUGCCUUCGGAGCUGGGCUGCUGUCUGGGGCUCUGUGGAGGUGGGCUGCUGGUAGAGAGGUGGCUCUUCCUCUCCUUGCCUCCACACAUCAGGGACUUCCUGAGCUGUUCUUACGCCACCAACGAGGGAUACUUUGAGGAUCACUCCAGGCCAGAGUCGGACACUUUCCCAUACUCUCCCACUCAGUGGAGCUUCUCUUCAGCUCUAGAGUCACAGAUAUAAGGUUUAUAGAGAACUGUGACCCGACACCUGAGUAAAAUUUAACAUUUUAACUAAA
Molecule: messenger RNA, 2820 nt
Organism: Poecilia reticulata (guppy)
Lineage: Eukaryota; Metazoa; Chordata; Actinopteri; Cyprinodontiformes; Poeciliidae
Source: RefSeq, a predicted model, not a curated record